Molecule: messenger RNA, 886 nt
Organism: Oncorhynchus mykiss (rainbow trout)
Lineage: Eukaryota; Metazoa; Chordata; Actinopteri; Salmoniformes; Salmonidae
Gene: smad3
Product: Mothers against decapentaplegic homolog 3
Biological process (GO): SMAD protein signal transduction; cell differentiation; anatomical structure morphogenesis
Cellular component (GO): heteromeric SMAD protein complex
Molecular function (GO): RNA polymerase II cis-regulatory region sequence-specific DNA binding; DNA-binding transcription factor activity, RNA polymerase II-specific; I-SMAD binding
Source: RefSeq, marked provisional
GGUGGAGUGGUGCGGUAAUCGCUGAGCCAGUCUGUGCGCUAAAAUUGGUAGCUACAAAUGAACUUUGUUUGUGCAGCAUAUGUGUACAUUUAACAAAGUCGUUGUUCAAGCGCCCACUUCAUUUUGUCCUUUGGAUAGUUUUACAAAAUAUUUACAUCUGUAUCUUGCGAAACCAAGGACCACAGUACUGGAAGGACUUUACUGACCUCAAGAUGUCAAUUCUGCCUUUUACUCCCCCCAUUGUGAAAAGGCUUUUGGGUUGGAAAAAAGGCGAACAGAACGGACAAGAGGAGAAAUGGUGUGAAAAAGCCGUGAAAAGCCUGGUGAAGAAGUUGAAGAAAACAGGGCAACUGGAUGAAUUGGAAAAAGCCAUCACGACACAGAAUAUCAACACGAAAUGUAUUACCAUACCAAGGCCUUUACUGUGGAGCAGAGCUGAGAGAGCAGAACUGUAACAGACGGCACAGAAUUCUCUCUCUCACUCUUGGUUCGGGGCCAGGACCUGGGAGCAGCAGUCUGUCUUGUCCACACACGUCCCUUUGGCUGCAGGGCUGCAGGCUGGUGCCACCGACUCACACGGCAGCAUGUUUGAGCAGGAGAAAGACAGUCCCUGAUUUUGUGUCUGGAUUAAGGGCCAUUCUGUGACUUUGGUUAAUAUGCCUUAUUUAUUUACUGUGGUAUUGUUUUGGUAAAGAGUGUUGAGUAUUGUUUCUUAACCUGGUAUGGAAGUCAGAAUUCUGCUAUUGUGACAACACUAAGAGAGAGGAAGCGUGGAGAGAGAAACGGAAGCAGGAAGAACAGAGGGAGGAACUUGAGCUGAUAACAAAAAUAAUUAACAGAUUGGUGUCGCCACCACAAGUGGUCUACAGUGCUGUUGUACAGCAAU